Molecule: messenger RNA, 524 nt
Organism: Eupeodes corollae
Lineage: Eukaryota; Metazoa; Arthropoda; Insecta; Diptera; Syrphidae
Gene: Roc1a
Product: RING-box protein 1A
Exons: 3
Coding region: 179-505 (108 amino acids)
Biological process (GO): protein ubiquitination; ubiquitin-dependent protein catabolic process
Cellular component (GO): nucleus; cullin-RING ubiquitin ligase complex
Molecular function (GO): zinc ion binding; cullin family protein binding; ubiquitin protein ligase activity
Source: RefSeq, a predicted model, not a curated record
UGAAAAUAAAAAGACGGCUGCCAAAAGUCAUCCAUUACCAUUCGCAAAAAUAAAAUUCUGCGUCCAUUUUUCGUCUAAUAAAUUUAUUCGAUAUUUUUUACCGAAUAUUUGUCUAAAUUUAGGCAAAAAUAUACAUUUUUAGAUUUUUUUGAUUAUUUUCUACACUUAAAACCUAAAAAUGGAAGUAGACGAAGAAGAAUUCGAAGUUCCUUCAUCAAGCAGCAAAGGCGAGAAGAAACGAUUCGAAGUCAAAAAAUGGAACGCUGUAGCUCUCUGGGCAUGGGAUAUUGUCGUUGACAAUUGUGCCAUCUGUCGAAACCACAUCAUGGAUCUAUGCAUUGAGUGUCAGGCUAAUCAGGCAUCAGCUACAAGCGAGGAAUGCACCGUAGCCUGGGGAGUUUGUAAUCAUGCUUUCCAUUUCCAUUGUAUAUCGAGGUGGCUGAAGACCCGACAGGUAUGCCCAUUGGAUAAUAGAGAAUGGGAUUUCCAGAAAUAUGGUCAUUAGGAUGAGACUACGCAGUCAC